Messenger RNA from Entrophospora sp. SA101, 987 nucleotides. The record is from the annotation of a GenBank genome assembly. Lineage: Eukaryota; Fungi; Glomeromycota; Glomeromycetes; Entrophosporales; Entrophosporaceae.
AUGAAAGGGAUAGCCAAAGAUGCUUACCCGGAAGUUGAUUUUCAGGGAUUUAAAGAAUUUGAGGAACACGAACGAAGAGCUGGUCAUUGCUAUUUUGAUGCUUCCCAAAACACCCAAACUACUUACACUAAUGGUCAAGAGACUGGAAAAACUGUUGAAAUUAAUAUUAAAUUAGGUAUCUCACUUAAUCAACAUUUUCUGUUAGAUAAAUUGGGUAUGGACAAGCUUUUUUCUAGUGAAAAUACUUAUAUUCUAACUGAGAAAGAAAGAAGCCAAUGUGAAAGCACCGGAGACAAAAAUAAGUAUCCAGAACUAGUAGCCGAACAUACUGCUUUGACCAGCGAAAUUAAAAGCCAAGAUUCAUCAGAAAAAAAUAAACAAACUGAUACAGAUAACUCAAAAAUCAUCCAAGAAAAAAAACAAGAAUUAGAGGGAAAGAAAGAACAACUAAAUGAACUUCUCAAAGAGGAAGAAGAAACAAAAAAAGAACUUGAAGAAAAAAUAAAGUUAGAAGCAGAACUUACCGGCAAAGUGAAAGAUGCCGAAGAAAAACUACAAUUUGGAGAACUAAUCAGUGUUCUUAACAGGGAAUCAAGCAAAGAUUUAACUAGCUUAGCAAAUGCUUAUCAAAAAGUAGUGAAAACUAGCCCACUUUAUACUAUUGCCAAGAAAUCUUUUGCCGAUAAUGACCAAUUUAAUAAAAAAAAUGCUAGCAAUAAUAAAGAAUAUUUAGAUAAUAUUUAUAAUGGUCUGCUUUAUUAUAUUAGUUGUAAAUUGUCUAAAUUAGAAACUACUUGCCCGAAAUGUAAGACUAAAAAAAAUGAAAUGAUGCCCGAAUAUCCAGAUGAUUGGGAAAGUAAAAAAAACGCACCCACUUAUUGUUCUUCUUGUAAUUCUCAACAAGAAAAAAGACUUUUUUGCUCUGAAUGUAAUGAGAAUUUAGUUAAAGAAAAUGGCUAUUUAUGUCAACAUAUAGGAAAAUAUUGA